Molecule: messenger RNA, 987 nt
Organism: Schistocerca serialis cubense
Lineage: Eukaryota; Metazoa; Arthropoda; Insecta; Orthoptera; Acrididae
Exons: 1
Coding region: 1-987 (328 amino acids)
Source: RefSeq, a predicted model, not a curated record
AUGCAGUUGUCAGCCCUGACGCAGUGCGGAGACGUACUGCAGCUUGCCCACAUGCAGUUGUCAGCCCUGACGCAGUGCGGAGACGUACUGCAGCUUGCCCACAUGCAGUUGUCAGCCCUGACGCAGUGGGGAGACGUACUGCAGCUUGCCCACAUGCAGUUGUCAGCCCUGACGCAGUGGGGAAACGUACUGCAGCUUGCCCACAUUCAGUUGUCAGCCCUGUCGCAGUGGGGAGAAGUACUGCAGCUUGCCCACAUGCAGUUGUCAGCCCUGACGCAGUGGGGAGACGUACUGCAGCUUGCCCACAUGCAGUUGUCAGCCCUGAUGCAGUGGGGAGACGUACUGCAGCUUGCCCACGUGCAGUUGUCGGCCCUGAUGCAGUGGGGAGACGUACUGCAGCUUGCCCACGUGCAGUUGUCGGCCCUGAUGCAGUGGGGAGACGUACUGCAGCUUGCCCACGUGCAGUUGUCAGCCCUGAUGCAGUGGGGAGACGUACUGCAGCUUGCCCACGUGCAGUUGUCAGCCCCGAUGCAGUGGGGAGACGUACUGCAGCUUGCCCACGUGCAGUUGUCAGCCCUGAUGCAGUGGGGAGACGUACUGCAGCUUGCCCACGUGCAGUUGUCAGCCCCGAUGCAGUGGGGAGACGUUCUGCAGCCUUCCCACAUGCAGUUGUCAGCCCUGAUGCACUGGGGAGACGUACUGCAGCUUGCCCACAUGCAGUUGUCAGCCCUGAUGCAGUGGGGAGACGUACUGCAGCUUGCCCACAUGCAGUUGUCAGCCCUGAUGCAGUGGGGAGACGUACUGCAGCUUGCCCACAUGCAGUUGUCAGCCCUGAUGCAGUGGGGAGACGUACUGCAGCUUGCCCACAUGCAGUUGUCAGCCCUGAUGCAGUGGGGAGACGUACUGCAGCUUGCCCAACAGCAGUUGUCAGCCCUGAUGCAGUGGGAGACGUACUGCAGCUUGCCCACAAGCAGUUGUCAGCCCUGA